Brachypodium distachyon (stiff brome) is the source of this 1019-nucleotide messenger RNA. RefSeq lists its product as uncharacterized. NCBI's taxonomy places the organism in Eukaryota, Viridiplantae, Streptophyta, Magnoliopsida, Poales, Poaceae. The record is from RefSeq and is a predicted model, not a curated record. The transcript has a single exon. Bases 102 to 650 code for a protein of 182 amino acids.
UAAAUAGCUCGAAUUCAUGGCGUAGUUAACGAGCAAACACAAGCGCCGGCUUUAACAAGCAAACACAAGAGCACAAAACUAGCAACGAUCUCGGAGUCUCCAUGGCACUCAGCGGAGAAGCGUCAGCGGCGGUCGCCUCGGUGGCGCCGUUCUUGACAACCAUCAUUGGCAACCUCGGCAACGUUCGGCAGACGAGGACCACGCCGUCCUGGCAUGAUCUCCACGGCCACGCCGAGAACCCCAGCAGGGAGCUGGAGCUGCUCGGAGGAAGUACCGCCGCUCCGGCCCCGGAGUCAGAGGUGGAGGACGCGGAAUGCGAGUGCUGCGGCAUGUUGGAGGAGUGCACCCCGGCAUACAUCAGCGGGGUGCGGCGCCGGUUCUCGGGGCGGUGGGUGUGCGGGCUGUGCGCCGAGGCGGUGGCGGAGGAGGGCAAGAGGAGAGGCGGCGGGCACGACGGGCUGGAGGCGGCACUCGCGGCGCACAUGGCGGUGUGCAGGCGGUUCAAUGGCUUCGGGAGGACCCACCCGGCGCUCUUCCAGGCCGACGCCAUGAAAGGCAUCCUGAGGAAGCUCUCGGGUCCUCGAUCGCCCAAGUCCAACCGUGCUAAACCUAGAGAGGCGACGUCGAAGGCCGCGCCGCCAGCAGCAUGAAGAUAUAUAGUGGCCGGUGUAUGCAACGGUCAGAUGGUGGUGAUGAACUAGCUAAGCUAGCUAAACUACUGUACAAAUACCUAGCCAGAUACGACUUAAUAUGGUGCAUCCUGUUUUCAUGUGCACCUUGCCCUGACCUCUAGAAGGUGUGUAGUUUAGGCAUGGUUUUUGCCCCUUCCAUUUGGGCGGGCUUCCCUUCCAUGCCUAGGGGUUAAGUUCCUUUUUUUGGAUGGAGUUCUGUUUGCCUCUUUUAACCAAGUUAAAGGAGUGUUACACUGAAGAACCCCAUCUUCCAAUCCUUGGGUGUAUCCAGUAAACAAAAUAAAAUAACGGUUGCUAUAAUAUACGGAGUACCUAAAAUUUCUGUGU